AUGGACCAACCUACCGGAAACCUCGCAAACCUCCUCCCUCCCUCGUGGAAAACCUCGGUAACUGCUUGGCUCGCCGAAGACACACCCUCGUUCGACUACGCCGGUUUCGUCGUCGGUGAUGGUCCCCGCGUUGCUACACUCUGGGGUAAGUCCGCGGGUGUCAUUGCCGGCCGACCCUUCUUCGACGAGGUCUUUGCGCAAUGCGGCUGCACCGUCGAGUGGCACGCCGACGAGGGAAACGCUGUUGAUCUGAGCAAUGGGAAGCAUCGGGUCGCAACGGUCAAGGGGCCUGUGCGUGGCAUUCUCCUUGGUGAGCGCGUUGCGCUGAACACCCUGGCACGAUGCUCUGGCGUCGCUACCAAGAGUCAGCGACUUGUGUCGAUUGCGCGCAAUGCUGGGUAUACGGGUGUGAUUGCAGGGACGCGAAAGACGACGCCUGGUUUCCGCCUGGUUGAAAAGUACGGCAUGCUAGUUGGCGGUGCGGACGCUCACAGAAUGGAUCUCAGCGCCAUGAUCAUGCUCAAGGACAACCACGUCUGGAGUCGAGGCAGCAUCACUGACGCUGUCAAGGCCGCCAAGUCAGUCGGCGGCUUCGCCAUGAAGGUCGAGGUUGAAGUACAAAGUGAGGCUGAGGCUGACGAGGCCAUUGAAGCGGGUGCGGAUGUUGUCAUGCUGGAUAACUUCACUGGCGAUGGCGUCAAGAUUGCGUCCCGAAGCCUCAAGGAGCGCUGGCAAGGGAAGAGACACUUCCUGCUAGAGGUUUCAGGUGGUCUGCAGGAGGACAACUUCGAGGCGUAUCUGUGCAAUGAUGUGGAUAUCCUCUCGACGAGUUCUAUUCACCAGGGUGUGCCUCACAUAGACUUUUCACUCAAGAUUGAGCACUAA
Molecule: messenger RNA, 885 nt
Organism: Fusarium sp. VM40
Lineage: Eukaryota; Fungi; Ascomycota; Sordariomycetes; Hypocreales; Nectriaceae
Source: the annotation of a GenBank genome assembly